CAGUAAUAUUUUAAUGUAGUAAAGAACCCAUAUUAGAAUUCUCUUCCUGGGAUUGAAAUAUGAGACUGUCAGUGAGACGUUUUGGAUACAAGCUUACAUCUCUCUCUUUCUCUCUCUUGCCUCUAUUGCUGUUUCAGAAAUUUUGUUGAUGGAGGCUGGUUUUUUCACGGUUUGAAUUUGUGUGAAUGUUUACAGGAACAUUUGCACCUCAGCUUCUUAUAGAGUACUCUGAGUUAGAGAAAGAGAAGGUGGAGAAUAAAAGUGUCCUUAUUUGAGGCUAUUUUUGAGGUCUUGCAGAGCAAGGAAAAAAGAUUCAAAAAAAUGAUGGAGGAUCUAUGGUUGUUGUUCUGUGGGGAAUCUAUUUCUUCGGAUAAUUCUGGGAAGCCAUACAAUUCUGACAAUUUGUGUUUCAGUAAACCAAAUUCAUGUAUUAAUCAUGCAUUGAUCAUUUGCUUUGAUGUUUUGCUUCUGUUCAUGCUCUUAUUCAAUUUGAUUCAGAAGUCUUCAUCAAAAAGGCUUCACAUUGUGGCACGAUUUCAACCAUUGACACUACUGCAGAUAGUAGCUGCGGUGCUCAAUGGAUGUGUUGGAUUAGUGUAUCUGGUUUUAGGCAUUUGGAUUUUGGAAGAGAAGCUGAAGAAAACUCAGACAGCAUCACCUUUGAAUUGGUGGUUAUUAGUACUGAUUCAAGGUGUCACAUGGUUUGUUGUGACUGUGACAAUAAGCCUAAGGGGAAGCCAUCUUCCGAGAGCACCUAUGCGGCUACUGUCCAUUCUUACCUUCUUAUUCUCUGGAAUUGUAUGUGUUUUAUCUAUCUUUGCUGCCAUACUUAACAAAAAAAUAUCAAUAAAAAUAACCUUAGAUGUUCUUUCUUUCCCUGGGGCUUUGUUGUUACUGCUAUGUGCUUAUAAGGGAAAUAACCUUGAAGAGAGUGACACAAAAGCUACUGAAACUGAUCUAUAUGUCCCUUUGAAUGGUGAGGCCAGUGGGGUAAGUAAAGUUGAUUCUGUUGGUCAAGUUACUGGAUUUUCCAAAGCUGGUUUCUUCAGUAAAUUAUCAUUUUGGUGGCUGAAUCCAUUGAUGAAAAGGGGUAGGGAGAAGACUCUUGAGGAGGAAGACAUACCCAGUUUGCGUGAGGCAGAUCGAGCAGAAAGCUGUUAUCUUCAAUUCCUGUAUCAGUUGAACAAACAGAAACAACUUGAACCGUCAUCUCAACCAUCUAUCUUGAGGACAAUAAUAAUAUGCCACUGGAGAGAUAUUUUCAUGUCUGGAUUCUUUGCUUUGCUAAAGAUUCUUACCAUCUCAGCUGGUCCUCUGCUACUGAAUGCCUUCAUUUUGGUUGCUGAGGGAAACUCAGCUUUCAAAUAUGAAGGUUAUGUGUUGGCUGUAUCACUUUUCUUUUCGAAGAGCUUAGAAUCAUUAUCACAAAGGCAGUGGUAUUUCAGAAGCAGACUAAUUGGUCUGAAAGUGAGGUCUUUGCUCACAGCUGCCAUUUACAAGAAACAAUUGAGACUGUCAAAUGCUGCCAGGUUGAUGCACUCAGGUGGUGAGAUAAUGAACUAUGUUACAGUGGAUGCUUACAGGAUUGGAGAAUUCCCUUUCUGGUUCCACCAGACUUGGACGACAAGUCUGCAGCUUUGUAUUGCCCUCGUAAUUCUCUUCCGUGCAGUGGGGUUAGCAACCCUUGCAGCCUUGGUGGUUAUAAUCCUCACCGUGUUAUGCAACACUCCACUUGCAAAGCUGCAACACAAGUUCCAAAGCAAGCUCAUGGUUGCACAGGAUGAGAGACUUAAGGCUUGUACAGAGGCCCUUGUGAACAUGAAAGUUUUGAAAUUGUAUGCAUGGGAAACCCAUUUCAAGAAAGCCAUUGAAAACUUACGGAAGGUGGAAUAUAAGUGGUUAUCAGCAGUGCAGCUACGAAAGGCAUAUAAUAGCUGUCUCUUCUGGUCAUCUCCUGUGUUGGUUUCAGCUGCCACCUUUGGUGCAUGUUAUUUCCUCAAGAUUCCUCUUUAUGCUAGUAAUGUUUUCACUUUUGUUGCGACUUUACGUCUUGUUCAAGAUCCUAUAAGAAUGAUCCCUGAUGUUAUUGGAGUUAUUAUUCAAGCAAAGGUUGCAUUUUCACGUAUUGUGAACUUCCUUGAGGCACCAGAGCUACAGAGGGCAACUGUGAGGCAAAAAGGCAACUUGGAGAAUUUAAACCAUGCCAUUUUAAUCAAAUCAGCAAAUUUUUCUUGGGAGGAGAAUUCUUUGAAGCCCACACUCAGGAAUAUAAGCUUAGAGGUUAGACCUGGCGAAAAGGUAGCUGUAUGCGGAGAAGUUGGUUCGGGAAAAUCUACCCUUUUAGCAGCAAUUCUUGGAGAAGUUCCAAAAACUGAAGGAACUAUUCAAGUGUAUGGAAAGAUAGCCUAUGUUUCUCAGACAGCUUGGAUCCAAACUGGAAGCAUAAGAGAGAACAUUUUAUUUGGGUCUUCUAUGGAUGGCCAACGAUACCAAGAAACACUUGAAAGGUGUUCUUUGGUCAAAGAUCUUGAGUUGCUUCCUUAUGGUGAUCACACUGAAAUAGGAGAAAGAGGAGUUAAUUUGAGUGGUGGUCAGAAGCAGAGAAUUCAAUUGGCCCGUGCUCUCUAUCAGGAUGCUGAUAUAUAUUUGUUGGAUGAUCCAUUCAGUGCUGUGGAUGCUCAUACAGCUACAAGUUUAUUUAAUGAAUAUGUUAUGGGAGCACUUUCAGAGAAGGCACUUUUACUUGUUACUCAUCAAGUUGACUUCCUGCCCGCUUUUGAUUCUGUUUUGUUAAUGUCAGAUGGGGAAAUCCUUCAGGCUGCUUCUUAUCAUCAAUUAUUGUCAUCAAGUAAAGAAUUUCUGGACCUUGUCAAUGCACACAAAGAAACUGCUGGUUCUGAGAGACUUGCUGAGGUUUCUUCUCAGAAGCAUGGUACAUCUACUAAGGAGAUCAGGAAGGGUUAUGUGGACAAACAAUAUAACGCAUCCAAAGGUGAUCAGCUGAUAAAACAAGAAGAGAGAGAAAUAGGAGACACAGGGUUGAAGCCAUACAUACAAUAUCUGAAACAGAACAAAGGCUUUUUGUUCUUCAGCUUGGCUGGUCUUUCUCACCUUGUAUUCGUGUUUGGUCAGAUUUUACAGAACACUUGGAUGGCUUCCAAUGUAGAUAAUCCUCAUGUUAGCACAUUGCGGCUGAUAGUAGUUUACUUAGCAAUUGGAUUUGCUUCAUUAGCAGUUUUGCUAUCUAGAUCUCUCUCUACUGUUUUCUUAGGUCUUCGGUCAUCACAAUCCUUAUUUUCACAGCUUCUAAAUUCUCUUUUCCGUGCACCUAUGUCAUUUUAUGAUUCCACACCCUUGGGAAGGAUACUUAGUCGGGUCUCCUCCGAUCUGAGUAUUGUUGAUCUUGAUGUUCCAUUCAGUUUAAUCUUUGCUGUUGGGGCUACCACUAAUGCUUAUAGUAAUCUUGGAGUACUAGCUGUUGUCACCUGGCAAGUUUUGUUUGUCUCAAUACCAGUGAUUUUUGUGGCCAUUCGCUUGCAGAGAUAUUAUUUUUCUUCUGCAAAAGAAUUGAUGCGGAUCAAUGGCACAACCAAGUCCUUGGUGGCAAAUCAUUUGGCCGAGUCGAUGGCAGGAGCUACAACAAUAAGAGCCUUUGAGGAGGAAGAGAGGUUUUUUGCAAAGAGCCUUGAUCUCAUUGAUACCAAUGCUAGUCCUUUCUUCCACAGUUUUGCUGCAAAUGAGUGGUUGAUUCAAAGGUUAGAAACACUCAGUGCAGCUGUUAUCUCCUCAGCAGCACUCUGCAUGGUUUUGCUUCCUCCUGGAACUUUUAGCCCAGGAUUUAUUGGGAUGGCACUUUCCUAUGGUCUUUCCCUAAAUAUUUCCUUGGUUAUGUCUAUCCAAAACCAGUGUACUAUAGCAAAUUACAUCAUUUCUGUAGAAAGAUUAAACCAAUACAUGCAUGUACCAAGUGAAGCCCCUGAAGUGAUAGAAGACAGCCGCCCCCCAUCCAACUGGCCUGCUGUGGGGAAAGUGGAUAUCUGUGAUUUACAGAUUAGAUAUAGGCCUGAUGCACCACUUGUUCUUCGGGGCAUCAGUUGCACAUUUGAAGGAGGGCACAAAAUUGGUAUUGUUGGCCGAACUGGCAGUGGAAAGACCACUCUCAUAGGUGCCCUAUUUCGAUUAGUCGAGCCUGCUGGAGGGAAGAUUAUAGUAGAUGGCAUUGAUAUAUGUAAGAUUGGGCUUCAUGAUCUGAGGUCACGUUUUGGUAUAAUUCCUCAAGAUCCUACACUUUUCAAUGGCACUGUGAGAUAUAAUUUAGAUCCUUUAUCUGAACAUGCAGACAAGGAAAUAUGGGAGGUGCUUGGAAAAUGUCAGCUUCGGGAAGCUGUCCAGGAGAAAGAAGAAGGCCUUGAUUCCUUAGUUGUGGAUGACGGAUCAAACUGGAGCAUGGGGCAAAGACAACUAUUUUGUUUGGGGCGUGCACUAUUAAGGAGAAGCCGGAUAUUGGUGCUAGAUGAAGCAACUGCAUCAAUUGACAAUGCAACUGACACCAUUUUACAGAAAACUAUUCGGACUGAAUUUGCCGAUUGCACUGUGAUCACAGUAGCUCACAGGAUACCAACGGUGAUGGAUUGCAACAUGGUACUUUCCAUUAGUGAUGGAAAGCUAGUAGAGUAUGAUGAGCCAAUGAAGUUGAUGAAGCAGGAAGGUUCCCUGUUUGGGCAGCUUGUGAAGGAAUACUGGUCUCAUUUGAAAUCUGCAGAUUUACAUUAAACUGAAACAAUAUUUCUUGUAUCUAUUGCCUUGGCAGCUAGAAUUGCAAGUAGAUGUAUAGUAUUGCUGUAAUAUAUGAGGCUACAGAGCAGAUAACAAGAGAACAUUUGUUCCUUCAGUUGGUUGCAUUAGCUAUAUUCAAGUAUGGGGCAAAAGUAGUGAGCCCUGGUGCACUA
Mangifera indica (mango) is the source of this 4949-nucleotide messenger RNA. RefSeq names its product ABC transporter C family member 10-like. The transcript has 12 exons. The record is from RefSeq and is a predicted model, not a curated record. Gene Ontology annotation, cellular component: vacuolar membrane; plant-type vacuole. Lineage: Eukaryota; Viridiplantae; Streptophyta; Magnoliopsida; Sapindales; Anacardiaceae. Bases 322 to 4773 code for a protein of 1483 amino acids. Gene Ontology annotation, molecular function: ABC-type transporter activity; ATP hydrolysis activity; ATP binding. Gene Ontology annotation, biological process: transmembrane transport.